Molecule: messenger RNA, 1569 nt
Organism: Drosophila elegans
Lineage: Eukaryota; Metazoa; Arthropoda; Insecta; Diptera; Drosophilidae
Gene: Gr43a
Product: gustatory receptor for sugar taste 43a
Exons: 8
Coding region: 185-1546 (453 amino acids)
Biological process (GO): sensory perception of taste
Cellular component (GO): dendrite; neuronal cell body; axon
Source: RefSeq, a predicted model, not a curated record
CGGUCUGCGAGGGUCCUGCGAACACGGGGGUGGUGGCUGGCCACUAAUAAUAGUCAAAUAUGGGAGCGCAUUAUUUGUUCGGUGUCGAAUAUGGCGUUUUGCAAUUUAAGUCCGUGUAUUUGGCCACUCGAGAACAGUUCUCGCCCGGAGUUCGUACUGCGAGUGUCCCCAGUUCAAAGCCACGAUGGAAAUAUCACAGCCCAGCAUCGGCAUCUUCUACAUCAGCAAAGUUCUGGCCCUGGCUCCAUAUGCCACGUCCCGGAAUUCUAAGGGCCAAGUGGAAAUCGCUCGCAGCUGGCUAUUCACAAUAUACUCGGCCACCUUAACGGUGGUAAUGGUUUUUCUCACCUACCGGGGACUACUGUUCGAUGCCAAUUCCGAAAUACCCGUGCGUGCAUCUUUUAGAAUGAAGUCGGCAACAUCCAAGGUUGUGACGGCCCUGGACGUUUCAGUGGUGGUCAUGGCCAUCGUAUCGGGUGUUUACUGUGGCCUUUUUAGCCUGAACGACACUCUCGAGCUCAAUUCUCGACUCAGCAGGAUCGACAACACUUUGAAUGCCUUCAACAACUUCAGGAGGGACCGGUGGCGAGCCUUGUCCAUGGCCGCGGUCUCCUUGGUCGCCAUAUCCCUUCUGGUCGGCCUGGAUGUGGGAACCUGGAUGCGCAUUGCCCAGGAUAUGAACAUAGCGCAGUCGGAUACGGAGCUGAAUGUGCACUGGUAUAUUCCAUUCUACAGUCUCUACUUCAUCCUCACGGGAUUGCAAGUUAACUUUGCAAACACCGCCUACGGACUGGGCAGGCGUUUCGGACGCCUAAACCGGAUGCUCUCAAGCAGUUUCCUGAGUGAGAACAAUGCUUCAAGUGCAUUCAAGCCGCACAAAGUCAGCACGGUGAAGAACAUCAGCAUGAAUCGUCUAGCGAUGCCAUCGGCGUUGCACGCGAGUCUGACGAAGCUGAACAGCGAGACUCUGCCGAGCGAAUCCGCAGGUGACAAGGCAGCCUCCCACAGUCUAAUCCUCAACGUGGAGUUACUCAAAUUGGGUUAUUUUCCAGCCAAGAACAAGGGGCUGCUCCUCAAGUCACUGGCCGACAGUCACGAGUCGCUGGGGAAGUGUGUGCUGCUCCUGUCCAACUCCUUCGGCGUGGCGGUGCUGUUCAUCCUGGUCUCUUGUCUGCUGCAUCUGGUGGCCACCGCCUACUUCCUGUUCCUGGAACUGCUCAGUAAGCGGGACAACGGCUACCUGUGGGUGCAGAUGCUCUGGAUAUGCUUCCACUUCCUGCGACUGCUCAUGGUGGUGGAGCCGUGUCACCUGGCGGCCCGAGAGUCGCGCAAGACCAUUCAGAUUGUCUGUGAGAUCGAGCGGAAGGUGCACGAGCCAAUCCUCGCGGAAGCGGUGAAGAAGUUUUGGCAGCAGCUGCUGGUGGUCGACGCCGACUUCUCAGCCUGCGGAUUGUGUCGCGUCAACCGCACCAUCCUAACAUCGUUCGCGUCGGCCAUAGCAACCUACCUCGUGAUACUCAUUCAGUUUCAACGGACCAACGGCUAGGACAUGGAAGCAGAUCUUAGACA